CAUUUUUAGGGACCGCUCUUGAACGGGAAACAUUUCCGUCCGGUUGACGAUAUACCUGGGGGGCGCCAUCCCGGGGCUCCGCUGCUGGCUUCAACUUGAUUUUUGUUAAGGACAGUUCAGUUGUAUUUAACAUUUAAGAACCAUGGAAUGCAUUUAGAAGUGUUCAUUUUCCAGAAUGUGUUCGUGUAAAGGUGGUGGAACAGUGGGCGACCGGUUCGCACAGCUGCCUCACAGUUGUGAGGUCGCGGGUUCCAAUCCUGCCCGUGCCUGCGUGGCUUUUCUGCGGGCACUCCGCUUUCCUCCCACAUCCCCAAAUCAUGCACGCUAGUUGAAUUGAAGACUCUAAAUCGUCGUGAGUGCGAACGGUCGUUUGUUUCCAUGUGCCCUGCGUUUGGCUGGCGACCGGUUCAGGGCGUGCCCCGCCUCUCGUCCGGAGUCGGCAGGGAUGGGCGCCAGCGACAGAAAAUGGGUGGAGGGAUGUUUAGGUAAACCUUUUGUUUAACUAUAUUUUGAAAUACAUUUUAAUUGACUAAGAAUGUGAGUACAGCUUUUAAAUGUCCCAGCAGUUCUAAUGGUCAAACUGUAUCAUUCCAAUGACGUCAUUUUCCAGCUGUCAAAGGUUUGAGAACCACUCUACUCAAUGAAAACAUGGAAGUAAUAUGAGAACUAAAAUUGUGCUGUACUGUACUGUAGGUCAUGAACGUGAUUUCUUUUUUGUUCCAAUGUGGACGUGAAGAACACCGGCGGUCGUGUCGUGACCGUUGAAGCGUUCUCGAACUUUCUGAGGCUCUGCUGCCCUCUGCAGGACAGCGUGUGCGCGUGCGCAUCCAUUGCAAAAGCGCAGCCUUUGAUUUGAAUCGGAAUUUUGAAACGUGCGCAUGCGCGGGGGCGACGGCGGCUGCGAACCGGGACGUUUGUCGACGCGAAGAGCGCGGCGGACCAACUUUGGCCGACUUGAACUUUUGCUUCCACGGCCAGGAGUCGCUCACUUCCCGUCGCCGUCGUCGUCGUCCUCGCUGAGCGCGAGCCCCGAGGAGGGCGGAGGCGAUUCAUGUGACCAGAAGGGGCGGCGCAUCAUCAUGGCGCCGACGUACCUGGACCGCGUGGUCUCGGAGAUCAUCGAGACCGAGAGGACGUACGUCAGAGACCUGCGGAUGAUCGUGGAGGACUACCUGGCGCACAUCAUCGACCGGGCGGACCCGAGCGUCCGCCCGGAGCAGGUCUGCUUCCUCUUCGGCAACAUCGAGGACAUUUACGAGUUCAACAGCGAGCUGCUUCAGGAUCUGGACCUGUGCCGGCGGGACGCGGUGGCGGUGGCCAGGUGCUUCGUCACGAAGAGCGAGUACUUUGACAUCUACACUCAGUAUUGCACCAACUACCCGAACUCGGUGGCGGCGCUGACCGACUGCAUGCAGGACAAAAGCCUGGCCGUCUUCUUCCGGGAGCGCCAGGCCGCCCUGAAGCGGCCGCUGCCUUUGGGCUCGUACCUGCUCAAACCCGUCCAGAGGAUCCUCAAGUACCACCUGCUGCUCCAGGAGAUCGCCAAGCACUUCGACCCCCAGGAGGAAGGCUACGAGGUGGUGGAGGAGGCCAUCGUCACCAUGACGAGCGUGGCCUGGUACAUCAACGACAUGAAGCGCAAACACGAGCACGCCGUCAGACUGCAGGAGGUUCAGUCGCUGCUGCUGCACUGGAAAGGUCCGGACCUGACCACGUACGGCGAGCUGGUCCUGGAGGGAACCUUCAAGGUCCACCGGGCCAAAAACGAGCGAACGCUCUUCCUUUUGGAGCGCGUGCUGCUCAUCACCAAACGCCGCGGCGAGCACUACGUGUACAAGGAGCACAUCUCGUGCUCCGCGCUGAUGCUGAUCGAGAUCACCAAAGACAGUCUGAGCUUCAGCGUGACUCACUACAAACAACCCAAGCGGCCGCACACCGUGCAGGCCAAAUCCGUGGAGGAGAAGAAGAUGUGGGCCCAACACAUCAAACGCAUCAUUCUGGAAAACCACCACGAUAUCAUCCCGCAGAAGGCCAAAGACACCAUCUUGAAUCCCAGAUAUCCUACCGGGCAUCGCUACUGCCCGGAGAGGCUCAAGAAAGUUCCGUGCUGUUCGCCCGACGAGUUUCCACGUCAACGCUCGGCAGACGCGAACGAGAGAAUUGAGUCGAGCGCCAAAGGGCAAGUGGGCGCGGUCGCCAAGGAGAUGGAGAGAAGCGACGUUUCCUUCAACGAUUCCAAUGAAGAAAGUGGCCUCGGUGAAGAGGAGGAGCCUGUAGGACCCGAAGCAGCUUGUGAGCAGGAAUCCAUCCUUGCUUUGCAGCUGUCCACAGAAGAGGAAGCGUUAGGUUCUCUACUUCCUCCAGAGUCCUGCCCAUUGUCUGAGCGAGCCGGAUCAGAGGACCUGAAACCUGCCCAAGUCCCUGUGUGCGCAGAGGACCCAUUGUCCGCCACCCCAGAGUCAGAAUCUAAACCCGGAAGUAGCGGAGAAUCCUCUGAAGACGAGGAUGGCGAGAAGGAAGCAGAUGGAAACGGCAGCAUUCUUCCUUCGUCCGUCCUGGAUAAAGCGGGCACUAUCGCAGAGCACUUUAGCAGCGUGAAGCGAGGCGCUCCGGGCCAGGAUGACGUCUGCUCUCCGGGAGCUUCGCCACGGUUACCCGUCGCGACCAGAGGUCACCUCGGUUUCAGUGCCAAACACGCCGGACCCGGACCGUCUUCGCCGCUCAACAGCGUCGGCUCGGAUCUGAGCGAAGCCGACCGGAUGCUCCUGUCUCCUCGGGGCGACGCUCGCUUUGACGAGGACAGCGGUGUUCUGCGAAGGCGAGACUCAACCCUCUCCAGUCAGGACCAACUUCUCAUCGGGAAGAUCAAGAUGUACUACGAGAAAGCAGAGAACCAGGAAGCCGGCUUCGGCCUCCGGCGUAGAGAGAGUCUGACGUACAUCCCGGCAGGCCUCGUGAAAACGUCGGUCAGCCGCCUUAACAGCAUCCCCGCCCAGACCGAGCCCUUGCCCCCAGCUGUGGACUCCAGUUCGCUGCCAUCAGAUUCCAAAGGUCGCAUGGUCUCCAGUGACUCUUUGGAUGGUCAGAGAAGCGCAGGUCUCCAAAAUUCUGGGUUGCUUGUGAAAGGGUUCUCCCGGUCCAGAGCGCAAAGGCAACAGAACGCAGAGGAUGAAGACUUCAGACCUUCCAGCGAAAUGCUCAAAGUCUGGCAAGCGAUGGAAAAGCAACUCGGCAGGACUAUCUGCCUUUCCGACGUUACGAACAAAAGACUUCAAAAGGAGGGAGCUGAGCUGGACCUGGACUCCAUCUCACGGGAGACCGUUGCGGCUUCAUCCCUCAGAGACAAAGGCAACAACAGGACCCGCACAGCAAGCUUGACCGUUCCUCCCGGUGUGCUCAGAGCUCAGCUUCCUCAAGGCGCCCAACUUGGAACACACACCGUAGACGAGGACGAGAAACUGACAGAUGACAAAGCGGACAGCAAGGUCCGCUAUCUCGCACGUCAGUACAGCCAGAGCCUCAAAAGCGUCACACCGCUUGUCAGACGGCGAAGUUACGGAAGCCUGGCGGACAAGCGGACCCUGGCCUGCGUGCUGGAGGAAAGCCCAGACAGCGGUCCCAGUCCAACUCUGCCAGCCGCCGCUCCCGUGGAUCAGGUGCCGCCGCGGAGUCCCGAGCCCGCCGGCGUCUCUCCGGGUCAGAGUCGCUCUCGCAGUCCCGCCGGCGCCAUCUGUGCACCUCAGUCCGCCGAGGGCUUCGACUGGCCCGACGUGCGAGAACUGCGGUCCAAGUACUCGGACGGGAGCGGGUCUAACGCGGCGAGCCGGAGUUCCUCCGUCCCGGAGCAAAUGUUUGACGUCGGGUCGAGCGGGCGUUCCUUGAGCGACGCUGCGCCUCGUCGGCCCUAUGCCGCCUGGACCUCCGGCCGCCUUAAAUCCCACAAGGGGCUCCACGGAGCACAUUCUCUGGACCCUUGGCUUAGCGGCGCCCUCGUGCGUGAGACCCGAGGGCAGCGGGCCGCUAACGACACUGCUGAUCACGUUACGCGAGAAAAGUUCCCUCGGCGGCAGCUCUUGGUCACCGGGAAGCUUUCGCCAGAAGCCGAACCGGAACCAGCUGAGGCAAUCGAUGACGACGACGACGACGACGCUUACGUUGAGAUCCGCUCUCCGACCAGUCGGGAGAAGAUUUCCAUCUUGGCCGUCAUGGACCGCUGCCGGGCCUACCAGGAGUCGGACGAGUACAAACAGAGAAGUCAACUUGCUAAGUCUCCAGACGGAGACCAAUCCCAAACUGCUGGAGAUCACCUCAAAACCGCCGGAGACCACUUCCAAACCUCGGCUGCUACUGGACAGCACAACUUAGUGAAAAAUCUCAGACAAAAGUUCCAGAAGCUCAACUCCUAAAACGCAGAAAAUGAGAAUUCAUAUGGAAUGCCGUUGGAGCAUUUAUUCCAUACCCUACUAGUGUGUCGAAUUGUCCAUGUACUAGUACAUUCUUUGUCCUCGCUCGUUAGACAACUCAGUGCACCACCCUAGUAACAUUUUUACCAGUACUAGUGCCCCUGUUUUUCUACUAGUACACAAUUAACUCUUACCAGUAAACUACUGUGCUACACUAUUAACACUACUAGACCCAACUGGUAGGCCUGUGUCACGCACUAGUAGCCUCCUUAUCAAGAAUAUCCAGCUUAAGGUCCAUGUACCAUUUUGGCAUACUUAUAGGACAACUACAUGUUAGCUAGUGAGGCCAAAACUGUGCACUAGUUGAUAUCUGUGUGCUACUAGUGCUAACUGUUCAUUUCAGAUCAUUUCACUGCUAGCACUAGUAAUACUAGUAGCACAGUUUUGCCUCACUAGUAACAUGUUGUCAUUCCACUAGUGUGAAUGUGCUAGUACAUGCACUAGUGCACUAGUAGGAUAAAUCUAUCAGUCAAAGAAACGCUGGAGAUUGAUGUCAUGUGACCUUGCUUCAAGGGGCAGGUCACGUGAUGGUCUGCGAACCGUCUCCGUGGCAACAACAAACAAGUCCAUUAACUCCGUCGAAGUUGGUUUUCUGAUUCAAAUGAGUGAUUUUAUAGUGAUUGAUUCGAAACACGCUCUUCGUUUGAGUACUCUGUCGUAAUAUUUAAUGUCACAACUAUUGUAUUGUAUUGUAUUGUGUAUUGUGUACAGCACUUCAACAUUUAUUGGAGAAAUAAAACACUGGCUGGCCUCCUGGGCUGUGGACAAAUCAA
This is a messenger RNA of Phyllopteryx taeniolatus (common seadragon), 5236 nucleotides long. Its product is annotated as pleckstrin homology domain-containing family G member 3-like. The transcript is spliced from 17 exons. The record is from RefSeq and is a predicted model, not a curated record. Bases 879 to 4406 code for a protein of 1175 amino acids. Gene Ontology annotation, molecular function: guanyl-nucleotide exchange factor activity. NCBI's taxonomy places the organism in Eukaryota, Metazoa, Chordata, Actinopteri, Syngnathiformes, Syngnathidae.